AUGGCAUUCGGGGUCAAGUGGAGAAGCUGGAUCCCUGGGUGCAUAUCCAACCCUAUUUUCUCAAUCCUCAUCAAUGGCUCGCCUAAGGGUUUCUUCCUAGCUAGUAGAGGUCUUCGCCAAGGUGACCCGCUGUGGCCUUUCUUGUUUGCAAUAACGGCUGAGGUCUUCAGUAACUCAAUAUCGAGAGUUUAUCUAGCUGGUCUCUUGAGUGGGUUUUGCUCGAGUAACCAUGGCCCAUUUGUCUCUCAUCUGCAGUACACGGAUAACACCCUCGUCUUCUACAACUCCUCUAUAUCCCAUGCUGAUACUCUUCGGGUGUUCCCAAAAUGCCUCGUGAUGGCUACUGGGUUCACGGCCAACCAAGCCAAAUCUAAAAUGAAGGAAGUGUGCACUGACCCGUUGUUGGUCCAGUUUCUUACCAAUAGAUGGGGUUGUUCUAUAGAGCAAUUACCGUCCACUUACCUCAGAUUUCCACUAUGCCUUGGCCUGCCUCAACUUUCUCAAUGGAAUCAUAAUCUCGAUAAGUUUGAUAGGAGGUUCGAGGGUUGGACAAGCAGAUUCCUAUCUAAGGAGGGAAGGCUCACUCUAAUCAAAGCCACCCUUGUCAAUACUCCAGUGUUUCAGAUGUCUCUCUUUCUCAUCCUGGCCUUGAUGGCUAAUGGAUGGGAGAAUUCAAUGAGGAAUAUCUCUUGGUCGGGGGAGCAUGGACAUAAGUUUCAUCUCAUCUCUUGGAAUAAACUAUGUCUUCCAAAAUCCCAAGGGGAUUUGGAUAUUCGAAGCCUCAGAAACCAUAACAAUGCCCUCUUGGGCCAAUGGUGGUGGAGGUUCACCACCCAACCUGGCUACCUAUGGACGGAGGUCAUAAGAUCAGUCAUUGGAAUGCAAAACCAGUGCGCAGAUCUCGGGAUUCUAGAGGUAUGCCCUUCGAACUCGUGA
Amborella trichopoda is the source of this 936-nucleotide messenger RNA. RefSeq lists its product as uncharacterized. The record is from RefSeq and is a predicted model, not a curated record. Lineage: Eukaryota; Viridiplantae; Streptophyta; Magnoliopsida; Amborellales; Amborellaceae.